CAGUUCAGGCUCUUAUUGUGAAGGAAUUAGUGAUAACUUCUUGUUUUGAUAAGCACUCGAGUUUGUCGUGGCUCUCUGCACACUUUUUGCCCGUUUGCCAGUAGUGGGUGAUUUCGUGAGUGUAUGCCUCCACAUUUGGAAAGUUAAGCGUCAGGGCAAAGUCUAAACGUGUAACUUAAAGGAAAGUUGCUGAAGACAUGGCUUCCCAAGUCAGGCUGAGGCUGCUCCCGAGUGCCAGGUGUCUGUUUGAUGAGCCCAUUCAGGUGAAGGUGGCCGGGCUGAGGUCGAGGCAGGUGGUCUCCCUGAGAGCCAGCUCAACCGACGACAAGGGAACUGUGUUCAGCUCUGCGGCCACCUACAGAGCCGAUGGCAACGGGGAGAUUGACAUGAAGAGAGACCCCUCACUCAGUGGGAGCUACGUUGGGGUUGAACCGAUGGGUCUGCUUUGGUCAAUGACACCGGACUCUUUGCAUAAAAGACUUCAGAAGAUAAAUGCCCUUAAUCCUUACAUGGUAAAGUUCUCAGUGCAUGAGGAGGCAGGUGAGGGCCGGAUUCUGGCAGAGGUGACUAAUGAGAGGAUUCUAAUGGGAGAUGGGGUCAUUCGGGUCCCCGUCAAAGAGGGGAACAUUCGAGGAGUCCUGUUUACUCCUCCAGGCAGGGGUCCCUUCCCAGCUGUGUUAGAUUUGUACACUUUUGGUGGAGGUCUGUCAGAGAAAAGAGCCUCUCUGUUGGCCAGCAGAGGCUUUUUGGUUCUGACUGUUGCCCUGUAUGGCCACGAUGACCUGCCUAAAAACGUUAAGGAGAUCCACCUGGAUUAUUUGGAAGAAGCAGUCGAGUUUCUAAAAAAACAAACUAAGGGUUCCAGUAAAAAAGUUGGUGUAAUAUCCCUUUCCAAAAGUGGAGAUCUUGCCUUAUCAGUUGCUUCCUACCUACCAGAUGUUGAGGCCACAGUGUGGAUCAAUGGCUGCUCUGCCAAUGUAGCUUUGCCUCUCUACUAUAAGAAAAGACGAAUACAUUCUGCAUUAAUGUUUGAUUUAAAGAAAGUGAUUCCCAGUGAGUCAGGGGCCUUCAACACCAAAUACGCUUUAAACAAUCCUCUGGCAGAGGAGAACAAGGGCAGCCUGAUUCCCAUUGAACGAGCCAAAGGACAUUUCCUCUUUGUCGCCUCUGAGGAUGACCUUAACUGGGACAGCAAGGCUUACGUGGAUGAGAUGGUGGAGAGACUGAAGCGUCACGGAAAGGAGAAGUUUGAGAGUGUGUUGUACCCUGGAGCUGGACACUACUUAGAGCCACCUUAUGGACCCUACUGCCCUUCCAGCUUCCAUGGGGUUUUAGGCAAGCCCGUCUUGUGGGGAGGAGAGCCCAAGUCCCACGCAGCAGCUGAGGUCCACAUGUGGAAGAAGAUCCAAGAUUUCCUCAGAAAUCAUCUGAGCUCUGAUGCUGCACAGACUAGGGCCAAGUUAUAGUUUCAAACAAGAUAAUGAAUAACAAAAAGCAAAGUCACGACUGCUAUAAAACUGUGUGAUAAUCAUGUCUGAGCUGUUAAAUGUGUUGAUUAAUGAUUCACUAUUUUACACAUUUAAAGAUUGUAAUUUAUCACAACAGGUAGAACAGGAUCCUCUUUACCCUCAAGGUAUAGCUAUAAUUUUGUGUUAAUACUCCAUAGUGUCAUGUAAGUGCUUGUAAGUUUUCUGCUUUCAUCAUUAAAGUUGGUAAAAUUUGAAGAAGGUUUAAUUGUAUAAAACGUAAAAUUAAAAAGCGUAUCCUGAAUUCUUGACACUUGCAGAUCCAGUCCUUCUGUCACACUGAGGUACUUUGAUGUCACGAGAUGAUCCAGUUGUCACAGGGAGAUGUUGCUGCAGACUUUGUCUCAUGUCUAUUAAAAUAUCUAUUAAAAUUAAAGUAGAUUUUGCUGCUGCA
This is a messenger RNA of Oreochromis aureus, 1920 nucleotides long. RefSeq names its product acyl-coenzyme A thioesterase 3-like. The transcript has 4 exons. The record is from RefSeq and is a predicted model, not a curated record. Gene Ontology annotation, molecular function: fatty acyl-CoA hydrolase activity. NCBI's taxonomy places the organism in Eukaryota, Metazoa, Chordata, Actinopteri, Cichliformes, Cichlidae. Gene Ontology annotation, biological process: acyl-CoA metabolic process; fatty acid metabolic process. The coding region runs from base 198 to 1466 and encodes 422 amino acids.